AUGGCGAAUGAGGAGCCGGUUACUUUCGGGCCAUAUGGUGGUUCAGGAGGGGAAAAAUGGGAUGAUGGAAUCUACAGCACCGUAACGGAAUUAGUUAUAUACUCCGGAGAUAUAAUUAAUUCUAUCCAAAUCGUCUAUGAUACUAUUGAAGGAAAGCCAGUAUCAAAAACAAGACGUGGUGGCGACGGUGGAUUUCCAAACAGCGUGAAAUUCGAGUAUCCUGCCGAGUACCUUGUUUCGAUAUCAGGGUGCCACGGUUCUGGAUCUCCUAUUGUGAACUCUCUUACAUUCCAUAGCAAUAUAAAGCAAUAUGGACCAUAUGGUAAGGAAGAAGGAAUUCGUUUUGAAUCCCGGUUAGCUGCUGGUAAGAUUGUUGGAUUCUUUGGAAAUAAGGGCAAUGUUUUGGAUUCAAUUGGAGUGUACAUUAAGCCAAUCCAGACAGCAAUACCUGUUGGUCCAUUUGGAACUACAGGUGGACAACAGUGGGAUGAUAAAACAUACAGCACAAUAAGAGAAUUAAUUAUAUACUCCGGAUGGGUAAUUGAUUCCAUCCAAGUUGUCUAUGAGGAUUUUGAAGGAAAUUCAGUAUCGGGACAAAAGCAUGGAGGUGAUGGCGGACAACUAAGCACGGUCACAUUAGAGUACCCGGAUGAAUUUUUGGUUUCAAUUUGGGGGUACUAUGGACAAAUAGGUAGCAAGGUUGCUAUCCGGUCACUUGGAUUUCAAAGCAACAAAAAAACGUAUGGACCAUUUGGUGUGGAGGAUGGAGAGAAAUUUGAAAUUGCAUCCAAUGGUGGCAAGAUCAUUGGAUUCCACGGAAGGUCUCGCGAGUGUCUUACUGCAAUUGGAGCAUAUCUCGACAAGUGA
This is a messenger RNA of Cornus florida, 867 nucleotides long. RefSeq names its product agglutinin-like. Bases 1 to 867 code for a protein of 288 amino acids. Gene Ontology annotation, molecular function: carbohydrate binding. The transcript is spliced from 3 exons. Lineage: Eukaryota; Viridiplantae; Streptophyta; Magnoliopsida; Cornales; Cornaceae. The record is from RefSeq and is a predicted model, not a curated record.